ACACACUAGCGCGUGAGAGCUGCAGGUUUACACGCUUUACUUUGUGCGCCGUGUUUUACAAACGCGCGAGGCGGCGGAGUGAAUUUGAGUGUUUUCUGCUAACGCGGCUCUCCUCACACAGACGGGUUUAUGAAGAGGACAACUUCAUCCUGAGACAAGAACCUCUGUGUUUAGGUGAAACGACAUAGACAGGCACCAUUGUCCAGUCAUAGAACAGACAAACCAUGUCUGGAUAUUGGUUGACCUCAUUUCUGUUACUGUCCACAACCUAUGAGCUCUUCAUAGUGGCCCUUUCAGUGGAGAAUGACACACAAGAGAAGUCUAAGAAUGAUGGUCACGAAAUGGACAUCACCCAAAGCAAGAUUGUAAUGGCACAGUUUGAAUGCUACCAGAAGAUUGCAAAAGAUCACUCUGAUCACAGUCAAGCAGGGGUGCUGUCGUGUAACCGCACAUGGGAUGGUUGGCUGUGCUGGGAUUACGUAGAGACUGGAGUCACCGCAACUCAACACUGCCCAGAUUACUUCCAUGACUUUGACACCUCAGCGGUGGCAACGAAGAUCUGCACGGAGGAUGGCCAUUGGUUCGUCCACCCUGAGAGCAACAGAACAUGGACCAAUUACACAAGCUGUUCAACACAGCUCAACACCGAACACGGCAAGACGGCGCUGAACCUCUACUAUUUGAUUCUUAUUGGUCAUGGAUUGUCUUUGAUAUCUUUGUCUGCUUCUCUGGCAAUAUUUUUCCAUUUCAAGAGCUUAAGUUGCCAGAGGAUUACACUCCACAAGAACCUUUUCUCCUCCUUCGUCUUAUUUUCAAUUGUAACCAUCAUUUGGUUCAGCGCUGUUGUCAACAAUGACAAGUUAAUACAAGCAAACCCAGUGAGCUGUAAGGUGGCCACGUUCAUCCAUCACUAUAUUCUGGGCUGUAUGUACUUCUGGAUGCUGUGUGAGGGGAUCUACCUACACACGCUCAUUGUGGUGGCUGUGUUUGCUGAGAAGCAGCACCUGAUGUGGUACUACCUGCUGGGCUGGGGAUUUCCUCUCAUUCCGGCUUUGAUACAUGCUGCAGCCAGAAGUUAUUACUACAACGACAAUUGUUGGAUCAGUUCAGACACGUCUCUGCUUUAUAUUAUCCAUGGGCCUAUUUGUGCUGCUUUACUGGUGAAUCUGUUCUUCCUCCUCAACAUCGUCAGAGUAUUAAUAACCAAGCUGAAAGUGACCCACCAGGCGGAGUCCAGCCUCUACAUGAAGGCUGUGAGAGCCACCCUGAUCUUGGUGCCUCUCCUGGGCAUCCAGUUUGUCCUAUUGUCCUACAAACCCGCAGGACGACUCUCCUUUGAAAUCUACGAGUAUGUGAUGCACAUCCUGAUGCAUUACCAGGGUCUCCUGGUGGCCACAAUCUUCUGCUUCUUCAAUGGGGAGGUCCAAGGUGUGUUACGGCGGCACUGGAACCAGUACCGCAUGCAGUUUGGUGGCACCUUCUCCAAUCACGAAGCCCUGCGCUCUGCAUCCUACACCGCCUCCUCCAUGACGGAGGUGCAUCGUUGCUACAGCAUCGACGGACACAUGGAGACACUGAACGGAAAGAGCUUCCACAACAUGGAGGCCACCAUCCUUCGAUCAGAUAACCUGUACAUGUGAAAAGGCCACUGAUGUGAGCAUUUAACUCAGAGGACCUGACUACAAGACUUAAGGUUCAAAUGUUCCCACUGGGAUCUAUUUUGACUGGACCUUGAAGUCCUUUCGGGACCAAGAAAGGGCCAUUGAAAAAGGCUUUUAAACAACACCACUCUCCUUGAUUUCUUAAGGAGGAUAGGAUUCUUAAUCACGUGGAGUACAGAGGAAAGCUAGCACAUACAUUACUGCGUCCUUCAACCAGUUAACUCUGAAAGCACCAUCCAAUGGUUGUGUCUUCCAGCCUUAAACAGGACAGCGUUUGGGAUUAGCAACCAGCAAGAGUCUUUAAACGAAUUAAUGUGGAUUAAUGUGGAUCACUCUGGCAUUGAAAAGAAAGUUCUAUGAGAUUCCAAAA
Molecule: messenger RNA, 2031 nt
Organism: Colossoma macropomum (tambaqui)
Lineage: Eukaryota; Metazoa; Chordata; Actinopteri; Characiformes; Serrasalmidae
Gene: calcrlb
Product: calcitonin receptor-like b
Exons: 13
Coding region: 225-1640 (471 amino acids)
Biological process (GO): angiogenesis; cell surface receptor signaling pathway; adenylate cyclase-activating G protein-coupled receptor signaling pathway
Cellular component (GO): plasma membrane
Molecular function (GO): calcitonin receptor activity; calcitonin gene-related peptide receptor activity; adrenomedullin receptor activity
Source: RefSeq, a predicted model, not a curated record